AUGCACCCAACGCAGCGCGAGGAACGCGCCAGUGUGAACUGGCACAGCGCCUCGCACGGCGCCUUGUCGUCUGCUGGACCGCAACGGAGAAAUGACGAAUCCUGGGUCGAGAUCUCCUCCCAGCCCUCCUCUUCCUCCCUUUCCUCCAUCGGUGACGAGAUCGUGACGACCGGCUUGAGGGUUGGAAACCCACCCGCUGCCCGCCGCCGUCGGGUCCAACCUCCUGGGCCACGAUCCUACCACGUCGACCAGGCUGCUAUCCAGGGAGGCACCAGCAGCCAGGAAGAAUACGAGGAGACGGAGAGUGAAGAGGACAGGCUCUUGUCGAGCUCCAACGAGAACGUUCAACAGCCCAUCCCCGCCGCCACUCGACAAACACAUCCAUGCCGUCGCACCCUCACAGCCGGGUACGCCCUGCGCUGA
Molecule: messenger RNA, 423 nt
Organism: Verticillium alfalfae VaMs.102
Lineage: Eukaryota; Fungi; Ascomycota; Sordariomycetes; Glomerellales; Plectosphaerellaceae
Exons: 3
Coding region: 1-423 (140 amino acids)
Source: RefSeq, a predicted model, not a curated record